CUGCGCCUGAGGAAGCCGGAAGCAGCGGCCGUCCGCGGUGCCGGCUCGGGGUGGGGAGGCGGCGGUGAACGUCCUGGGGUUGGUGAACCCUGCGAUGGAUCCCGACGCGACAGUCGCGCGGCUGAGGUCGUUGCUACUGCCGCGGCGGCUGCUGCUGCCGCUGCUGUGGUGGGGACUGGCUCUGGGCACGCUCCCCUCGGGGAGCGGCUCCCACAGGGUCCUCUACGACCUCUUGUCGGAGCAGCAGUUGCUGGAGGUGGAAGACUUGUCCCUGACCCUGCUGCAGGGCGGAAGGCUGGGGCCGCUGUCGCUACCCCCGGACCUGCCGGAUUUGGAGCCCGAGUGCCGGGAGCUGCUGCUCGACUUCGCCAACAGCAGCGCAGAGCUGACCGGGUGUCUGGUGCGUGGCGCCCGGCCGGUGCGCCUCUGUCAGAACUGCUACCCUCUCUUCCAACAAGUCGCCACCAAAAUGGACAACAUCAGCAGAGCCGUGGGGAAUACUUCGGAGAGUCCUAGUUGCUCCAGAAGUCUCUUGAUGGCAGACAGAAUGCAAAUAGUUGUGAUUCUGUCUGAGUUUUUUAAUUCCACGUGGCAGAAGGCAAAUUGCGCAAAUUGUUUAACGAACAAAAGUGAAGAAUUAUCAAAUAGCACGCUAUACUUCCUCAGUCUGUUUAAUCACACCUUGACCUGCUUUGAGCAUAACCUUCAGGGGAGCAUACACAGUCUUCUACAAUUAAGAAAUUAUUCAGAAGUAUGCAAAAACUGUCGCGAAGCAUACAAAACUUUGAGUAGUGUGUACAAUGAAAUGAAAAAAUUGAAUGAAAAUGAAAAUAAGGCUGAACCUGGAACACAUUUAUGCAUUGACGUGGAAGAUGCAAUGAAUAUUACUCGAAAACUUUGGAGUCGAACUUUCAACUGUUCAGUCCCUUGCAGCGACACCGUGCCUGUAAUUGCUGUUUCUGUGUUCAUUCUUUUUUUACCCAUUGUCUUCUACCUUAGUAGCUUUCUUCAUUCAGAGCAAAAGAAACGCAAACUCAUCCUACCCAAACGUCUCAAGUCCAGUACCAGCUUUGCGAACAUUCAAGAAAAUUCGAACUGAAACCUACAAAAUGGAGAAUUAACAUCAUAUCCCAUUGAUGAAUGGUGGAAGACACAGCUUGGUCCAAAAGAAGAUAAAGUUCUUAAGAAAUGCAAGGACUUCAGAUUUAUUUUUAAAUAAGAAUUUUCAAUUUUUUUUUUCCACCCCCUUUCAACGGUUUGGGUAUUUUUAAUUUACAGGCAUAACAAUGUUGUCUAUUUUAAAGUGUAUUUGUUAAAAUAACAAAAGAUGCAAGAACAAUCAUUGUGUUAUUUUGUAGGCAUAUUAUUACUAUUUGAGAGUUCUGGUAUUUCCUUUUUAACAUGAUAUAGCAAGUGGCAAUAUUUCUGAAAACUAACAUUUAAAAAUUAAUCAGUUGUAGCAAAGACUUUGAACAAGAAAUAUACUUGCCAAAAAAUAGCAGGUCCAAAGAUUAAUUUAAAUUACCAUUGCAGUGUUAUUGUCACAUAUAUAUUUAAUAUGUCAUACAUUAUAAAUAAUAUGUAAUUCAAUCUCUAGUUUCCUUAGUCAUUUUUGAAACCACUAAUUAUAAACCUCCCGAAGAAUUUUUAGAAGUGGGAAGGCACAUUACAUUUAUCUUUGUAAAAAGAUUUAUGGUAACUGGUUUCUUACUUGACUUUUAUAAAUAGUAUUUUACACCUUAUUUUUGCCUUUGUUUCAUAAGAAAUUUGAAAUCACUGGACUGCUUUAUUAUAUUCAGGGCAAGUUGGAUUCUUUUUUAUACCAGGGAUUUACAUUGUGAAUUACAUUAAGUUAUUUGGCAAUUUAUAAUUUAUUACUACUUUAAAUCAAAUGUAGCAUUGUCACACUGUAUUUAAAUGGAGAUUUUUCUCUUGAGAUGUAAGAGGAUUUUUGGAGAGGAGAGAAUGGAGGAGUAAAAUAGUGUAAGAUUUAGAAAAUAGGGACCUGAGGGGAAGCUCACGAUACGACUGUUAAAUGAUUUGUAUUAGGGGCAUGAGUCAGAGUGAGAGCCUGAUAUAGAAAGCAGUUAGGUUAAGAUGAUGCUUAUUUUUCUUCUAAAUUAUUUAAAUCAGAUAAAAAUGAUAUGAUUGAUAUGAAGUUAAAUAUUUCACUCUCAGAAAACAUUCUAUUUUGGAAUAUUUGUGUCAAUCUUUUUAAAAAGCUUCAUAUCAGAAUUGUUUACAGUUUUUCCCUUCAGGUUUUUAGUGAAUUUCAUUUGUUAAUUCCUUCUUGCUUUCUUGGUGGAAAUAGGCUUUGUUUUAAAUGUUGAUAUUAUGAAGGGUACUCUAUAUAGAAAAAAGAGUUUGGUUAAAUGGUAUGAGAAUUUGAAUACCUUCGUGUACUGUAAAAUGCUCUAUAGUGAGACAAGAAAGUGUUUUUACUAUUAUUUUUUAAUGUUUACCAUAUAGGCAGAAGAAGGCUCAUCCUUGGAUAUGUAACAUAUCCACAAGUGGUUACAGUUUUUCUAGUCUGCUGUGAUCCAUUAAACAUGUACUGGAUUUGUUCUGUCGUUACUGUUCCUGUUGCUGAUAACUAAUAGCACUAUCUUGAUUGGAAGCAUAUAGUUGAAGGUCAUUGAAAGCAAUCUUGAAUUAAUGCAGAUAAAACCACUUGACCUGUGUGCAAAGGUACAAAAUGGCAUAUUCAAUUCUGUAAGUAGUGACUCUCAGCACUUUUGAAUAGUAUGUAUUUUUUAAAAGCCAUUGCUUUUGGAUAUGUUUGUGAAUGAGCACUUUAAAAAAGAAAAGGCAGCCUUUACUAUUUUUCUGGUUGAGUCAUUGCUCUUUAGAAGUAGCAUAAGCAAUAGAUUUCAAAAAUAAGUGCUAAGCACUAUGUUAAAGUGUGUAAGUCUGUCAUUUUUCAGUUAUAUUGAAAAGUUCUUUGCAUAGUUCUGAAUUCUUUGACACAUAGCAUAUGUGUGUGCACAAGAACAUCUUUAGUUUUUUGACACUUUGAAAUAAAGGACCUAGCUUAAGGAAACUGCAGUGCCGUAUUUGAUUUUUAAAUACAUUUUUUAAAACUUCGGAUGUCAUUAAGCACCACAUUACAGUUUUUCAGGUAUAGAGUUUAAAUGCCUACUUGAAAAGUACCAUCUAUCUUAUAAUUUUGCUGCAAAUAAAAAUGUACUUUUGGACUUUUUU
Molecule: messenger RNA, 3201 nt
Organism: Rhinolophus ferrumequinum (greater horseshoe bat)
Lineage: Eukaryota; Metazoa; Chordata; Mammalia; Chiroptera; Rhinolophidae
Gene: OSTM1
Product: osteoclastogenesis associated transmembrane protein 1
Exons: 6
Coding region: 95-1099 (334 amino acids)
Biological process (GO): osteoclast differentiation
Cellular component (GO): cytosol
Source: RefSeq, a predicted model, not a curated record